ACACACCCAUACUACUCUAAAUCGCCAAAAUCCACCAUGGCAAACAAUUGUGUACAAGAAGAAGGAGGCAUUACGGUGGCCAACUUGGAGCAGCUCGCCAGCGACAUGGAAGAGGAAAUCAAGCGAUGCACCAGGGGGUUACAAAGCUAUUCCGCCAAGAGCACUUGUUGCAUCUACAAAGUCCCCUUGAAGUUGGAGAAGAACAAUGACAAGCACUGGUACAGCCCCCGCAUCGUCUCCAUCGGGCCCUACCAUUACGAGGAAGGAGACCUUAACCGUGACUACAAGUAUCAGUUCUUCGGCUCCUUUCUGUCCAGGACCCGAGCCGGCAAAGGUAUAGGCAUAGAGGACUACCUGAAAAAGCUACUCCCGCUUGAAACAAAAGUCAGAGAGUGUUAUUCUGAAAAUGUCAAACUCGAGUCCGGUACUGAGUUCCUCGAAAUGAUUGUUCUUGAUGCUUCUUUUAUACUAGGACUGUUUUACAAGUUUCAGGAUUCGGGACCGCACGAGACUGACGAACCUCUCGCACUCCUCAAGUGGAGACUCCCAUAUUUCUGCGUGGACUUGCUCCUCCUUGAGAAUCAAAUCCCCUUUUUUGUUCUGCAAGAGUUAUUUGAUAUUUCUAAGAUGCCUGACGAUCCGUCCUUGUCUGUGCUUGCUUUGCAAUUCUUUAACAACGUUAUGCAAAGACCCAAGGAAGUCAUAGAGAGGUAUGACGACAAUCCCGAAAAUCCGCCCGUGCAUUUGCUGGACUUGGUCCGAUCUAGUUUAAUCCCAAACGAUCCAAUGCGACCACAAAAAGAAGAAUUCAUGAUUCCCUUCUUCUCGAGGCUUCGUCAGAAAGACAACACCACCCUGACCCAAUUCAUUCCCUGCAUCUGGAAGCUCCGCCGUUCAGGGAUUAGCGUCCGACCGCGCAAGGCGGACAGCUUCUUGGCAGUAAAUUUUGAGUACGGUGUGGUUGAGAUUCCAAGCAUAAUCAUCGACGACUUCAUGAGAUAUCUCUUGCUGAACUGUGUGGCCUUCGAGCAGUGUCACAACAGUUGCUCCAAGCAUGUCACGGUUUACGCCACUUUCUUAUGCAGCCUCGUGGACAACCCCGCGGACGUCAAAUACCUUCGGGAGUGCGGUGUUAUUGAGAAUUACGACGUUGACAGAGUUGCUGACUUCAUCCAUAGUAUGGGCAGGGACUUGGCCAUUGAUAUCGACGACUUUUAUUUGUCCAGGGUGUUCAAUGAUGUGGACAAGCAUUAUCGGAAUGACUUCUAUGUAAAGUUCACGAGUUUCAUGCGAAGAUCUUUUUACACGCAGUGGCCGUUUCUCUCCUUUUUGGCUGCCGCUGUGCUCUUACUGCUUACGAUUGCACAGGCCUACAUCGCCAUCAUCGGCUAUGUGCAUCCCAAAAAGUAGUAGAUCACCUGAUCUACACCACCGUCGCUGAUGAUGUGUAUCCUAAUAAUAUUAAUGGGCUUUUGGCUAUUAUCUUAAGAGUACUAUCGUGGAUUUUUAUGAGGGUAAAAGCUUUGAUCUGCUUUGUUGUAUGCUUAAUUGCAUGUUCGAAUUCUUGUAAUGGGCCGUAUCUAUUUGCCAAGGGCAAUUUGUAAUUGUGGGUGCAAAUCUGAUUUUUAUUUUUUUAAAAAAUUGUUCAAUAAUAAUCUUGUUAUAAAAAAAA
Messenger RNA from Corylus avellana, 1672 nucleotides. Its product is annotated as UPF0481 protein At3g47200-like. NCBI's taxonomy places the organism in Eukaryota, Viridiplantae, Streptophyta, Magnoliopsida, Fagales, Betulaceae. The record is from RefSeq and is a predicted model, not a curated record.